Molecule: messenger RNA, 7809 nt
Organism: Lymnaea stagnalis (great pond snail)
Lineage: Eukaryota; Metazoa; Mollusca; Gastropoda; Lymnaeidae
Source: the annotation of a GenBank genome assembly
GAUGUGGUGUGAAGGUGAUAACAUUGGCUGUCUAAAAGGUAUGUAAGUGUUAAUGGCACUGAUAGUUUAAACCUGGUCAUAUGUUUGGUAACAGCAUUUACAUUUUUGUUCCAAAGGAUCUAAGGAACGAUAAGGUUGUAAUCAGUCCAAUAUAUAACAUAUAUAAAUAUAUGAUUACGGACAGCUUUUGGAGCGUUCCUUAUUAAACGCUGAGUAUAUAAUAAUUAUAAAAAGUCAUUCGAAACUAAUUUUUUUACUACACAUUUUAAAACAAAUCUAUACUUAUACAUUUCUUUCUACUAUUGCCGCACAUUUUAAAAUAAAUGUUUCCACAUUCGACACAUUUCUCGCAAGCCUUGUUUGAAGAAAUUAAUGAUUAUUAAAUUGUUGUUACCAUUUUGUAGCGAUCAUUUGUGAAUGAUGAUGUUACUUGUAAAAUAGAGUCUUUACACUUUACGAAACUUUACUCCAUGUAUUUUGCAUCACAAUUUAUUAUAUAAAAUUCCACGACAUUAAGUACAUAAUAAAUAUAUCCGAAAUUGAAGGAACUAUAAUUGAUUUCGUCUAUUUACUUCACAUAAGAUUUUCACACAGAUAUUUUUAUUAAGUUAAACGAUGUAAUGAGAUGUACGGCAAGAGCCUAUCUUCAAUCAACACAUGCUUCCAUUUUCACUAAUGUACUUCUAUUCUUCUUGCGCAUGACACACCUUAAUUAACUUCGUGUUUCUUCUAACUUAUACAAAGCAAUACAUUAUUCCGAAACCGAAUUAUUAUCUAAGUAUUUGAUCCGUGACAGUUUCAGAAACACCAUAAAGAUGACAUUGUUACAUUUUCUCACGUUUGCAUGUCUGGUGAGUGCUCUCCUCGCCCAAAGUAAGUUGACGUGGUGCACUUUGUAACUUUGUGUUGAACAAACUGGAAAACUGACAAAAUAUUUGACCUAUUCCCCUUCCUCGCUUCAUUUGAUUCAUUAAUGUAGCUAUUAAUGUUUCAUUGGGUUCAAUGUAGAAUUUAAAGAAUAUUUUGAACAAUAUCAUUUUGUGAGUUGUUUUUUUUUCCAACCAAAACUACAUUUCAAGUUAAGGUAUUAAAUAAAUACAUGACCAAGUGCAUAACAAACAAAGUGUGGUGACAUUAAACUACAUUUCAAGUUAAGGUAUUAAAUAAGUUAGUUAAUGCCAACUAACUUUCACCAAUUUUACAAGUGCUCACAUUCUACAUUAAAUAACAUAUUUUAAGAUAUUUUUUGGUUGUUGCCUUUUGCAGCCUGUCCUGAUACAGAUAUAACUUUCCUCUUUGACCAGUCCGAGAAUGCACUGACAGCGUCCACGAAUGAUCCAAUCAACUCUUUGACCAGAUUUGACAUUCUUCGAGAACAAGUCGCCAAUGCCUUGCGCAACUCUCGCAUCCUCAACACCCCUAGAAAUAUUGAUAUAAGGUACAUGGGAUUGUCUGGCAUCUAAUGCAAACAAACAAGAGGAACAUCUCAAACAAAAAAACAACAACUUCGAGCAAAAUAUUUUAUAUUAGUGGUUUCAAACUCAAAUUAUCAGGGGCCACAGGAGAUAGAGUCUGAGUGAGACUGGGGCCGCACCAACUAUUCCACACAAAAAGCAAUUACAAAUUCAAUAAAGUACAACUGUUACAAUCUGAUAAACCGUAAUUAAUAACAAAUAAAAAUUUAAUCGUUUUCAAGAACUAAGCUUCACUUUUAUCCUCCUACUCCUUGUUGCCAGAGACCUUGUUAUAUAACUGAGCAACAUUUUCGCUUGAGUGAGGAAUGAACUGAGACCCUCAGUACAGCUCAAAGAUGCUCAUCAGUAAGUUUGGCCCUGAACUUUGACUUGAUUCGCUGGAACAAACUGGAAAUCUCAGGAAACUAGAGGGCCAUUCUCUCUAAAAUUGUUCAAGCUUGUCUGUGUUUCCCUUCACCUCCCUGGGCUUAACUUUGAGUUCAGAAUAGUACUGAAGAUCAAUCAGCUCCAGUUGAAGUGCAAAAAUUGAGUGGGGGGGGGGGAGGGUCGACAUAUUUGACACUGAGGGAAGAAAGGAUCAGCAAAAAAUUGAAAAGUGUCUCUAUGUAUUUUCAAGUCUGCAAACCUGUGAUUGAUUCCAACAUGGGCUUAACUUUGAGUUCAGAAUAGUACUGAAGAUCAAUCAGCUCCAGUUGAAGUGCAAAAAUUGAGUGGGGGGGGGGGGAGGGUCGACAUAUUUGACACUGAGGGAAGAAAGGAUCAGCAAAAAAUUGAAAAGUGUCUCUAUGUAUUUUCAAGUCUGCAAACCUGUGAUUGAUUCCAACUGCGGCCAUGUUUGUCAAAAAACGCUUUACAAUAAAAAUUUUAAUCCGAUUUUUCAAAACGUUUCUUGCCAUUAUAAUCAACAUUCAAACCUAUACAAAUAUUUAAAAAAAAUAAGAAUUAGAACAGUCGGUGAGAUUUGACUGAAACCGUCGCUGAGAGUCACAAUAUAGAAAUGAUAAUGGGGAAAACGCGCGAACCGCAUUACAACUGAACUUUGAAGUAAGGUAUCGGGCCAAAAAGUAUCGUCUUGGGGACCGCCAAUGGCCCUCGGGCCGUGAGUUUGAGACCACUGCUUUAUAUUAAUAGAACAAACAAAAUCAGAUGUUGUUGUCAUUUAUCGUAUAUCAGCAUUUUAUUUCAUUGAAAUAACAAGAAAAAUAAAGCCCAAAAUAAGUCUCGUUACUUGAUCUAAAAAGUUAAAAUUACAAAGGCGGUUCUCAAACUGUGGGUCACGAUCCUUUGUGUCUCGAAAAACUCUUACACAGGGAUUGCCCUUGCAACAUCGGAAAAUACACAUUUACGAAGUAACAACGAAAAUAGUUUUUUGUUUGGGGUUCACCAAAACAUGGGGAACGUUGUUAAAGGGUCAUGGCAUUAGGAAGGUUGAAAACCACUGAAUUAAAACAGAAUGUUUCAUAUCGAUAUAUAUAUAUAUAUAUAUAUAUAUAUAUAUCCACAGAGUUGGAGGCUACGGCUACAGUAGUUCUGCAAACGUGACGUCAGUCAUCCCCAAAGAUUCAUCACCAGACGCUGCUAUUGGGUCACUUGUUAAUGGCUUGUUUCUGAUUAAAAAUGUAAGUAAUAAUGAUUACAAAUGUAUAUAACAAGGUUUACAAAUGUAAGUAACAAUGAUUACAAAUGAAAGUAACAAAGGUUACAAAUGUAAGAAACAAUGAUUCCAAAUCGAAGUAACAAAGGUUAUAGAGGUACAUAACAAUGAUUACAGAUGUAAGUAACAAUGAUUAUAGACGUAAGUAGCACUGAUUACAAAUGUAAGUCAACAUAAUUUUAGAUGUAAGUAACAAUGAUUACAAAUGGAAGUAACAAAGGUUUUAAUUUAUGUAACAUAAUUACAAAUGUAAGUAACAAUGAUUACAAAUGGAAGUAACAAAGGUUAUUGAUGUAUGUAACAUAAUUACAAAUGUAAGUAACAAUGAUUACAAAUGGAAGUAACAAAGGUUAUAGAUGUAUGUAACAUAAUUACAAAUGUAAGUAACAAUGAUUACAAAUGGAAGUAACAAAGGUUAUUGAUGUAUGUAACAUAAUUACAAAUAUAAGUAACAAUGAUUAUAGACGUAAGUAACACUGAUUACAAAUGUAAGUAACAAUGAUUACAAAUGUAAGUAACAAUUAUUAAAAUGUAAGUAACAAUGAUUAAAAAGGAAAGUAACAAUGAUUACAAAUAAAAGUAACAAUAAUUACACAUCUUCUAGUUGACAAUACAUACGUUUGUUUAUCCCUUCAAAACUGUCUUUCUUAUCAAAUUUCCAUUCUGACAAAUGAAACUAUGAGAUGUAAUCACAUGACGUAAACACAUAAUGUAAACACAUAAUGUAAACACGUGAUAUAAACACAACAUAUAAACACAACAUAUAAACACAUGAUAUAAACACAUGGUAGCAACACGUGAUUUCAACACAUGAAAUCAACACAUGUUUUAAACACAAAAAGUAAACUCAUAAUAUGAGCACAAGAAGCCUUGAGAUUAGCACCACUUAACUCGACGCAACUAACAUCUUUUAAGAAAAUGUCACAGCACUUCAUGUAUAUCUACCAUCAUCUCCCAUUGCCAUCAUUCAGUACUUCAUGAAUAUCUACCAUCAUCUCCCACUGCCAUCAUUCAGUACUUCAUGUAUAUCUACCAUCAUCUCCCAUUGCCAUCAUUCAGUACUUCAUGUAUAUCUACCAUCAUCUCCCAUUGCCAUCAUUCAGUACUUCAUGUAUAUCUACCAUCAUCUCCCAUUGCCACCAUUCAGUACUUCAUGUAUAUCUACAAUCAUCUCCCAUUGCCACCAUUCAGUACUUCAUGUAUAUCUACCAUCAUCUCCCAUUGCCACCAUUCAGUACUUCAUGUAUAUCUACUAUCAUCUCCCAUUGCCAUCAUUCAGUACUUCAUGUAUAUCUACAAUCAUCUCCCAUUGCCACCAUUCAGUACUUCAUGUAUAUCUACCAUCAUCUCCCAUUGCCAUCAUUCAGUACUUCAUGAAUAUCUACCAUCAUCUCCCAUUGCCAUCAUUCAGUACUUCGUGAAUAUCUACCAUCAUCUCUAAUUGCCAUCAUUCAGUACUUCAUAAAUAUCUACCAUCAUCUCCCAUUGCCAUCAUUCAUUACUUCAUGAAUAUUUACCAUCAUCUCCCAUUGCCAUCAUUCAGUACUUCAUGAAUAUCUACCAUCAUCUCCCAUUGCCACCAUUCAGUACUUCAUGAAUAUCUACCAUCAUCUCUCAUUGCCACCAUUCACUACUUCAUGAAUAUCUACCAUCAUCUCAAAUUGCCAUCAUUCAGUACUUCAUGUAUAUCUACCAUCAUCUCCCAUUGCCACCAUUCAGUACUUCAUGAAUAUCUACCAUCAUCUCUCAUCGCCACCAUUCAGUAUUUCAUGAAUAUCUACCAUCAUCUCUCAUUGCCGCCAUUCAGUACUUCAUGAAUAUCUACCAUCAUCUAUUAUUGCCGCCAUUCAGUACUUCAUGAAUAUCUACCAUCAUCUCCCAUUGCCACCUCCCCUAAUCCUUCCCAAAUCAAUAAACACUCACAUAAAGAGCACAUGACGUCAUUAUUUCUUUACAUUGAAAUCCAACCACCAUAAAAGAACACUCAUCUUUAAAAGCGCCAACCAAUAUAGAAGAACCAUCCUACAUGACAUCAACGUCCCUUAUAAAAAUUAUUAAAAAAAACACCUUUCUUUAAAAGCCUCCAUUUCUUUUAAAUUUCUAAGACCAAUUUGGUCUCGACGUCACACUAUAAUACUAAACAAUGUUUUCCCCAUUCCAUUUUCCGAAAUUCUUUCUCUUAAAAUCUGAAGAUUUUCCAGUUAUUCUUAUCAAUCCCUCUUUUUCACAUCUUUAACAAACCUAUAACAUCCUACUCUUCGUCUAACUGCUACUUCAAAGUGGCUAACAACUUUUCAAAUUCCUUUACUUCCAUAAUUCAUCUCACUACCUCUGUUCCUCAAAUCCCUCUUCCCAAAUCGUAUGGUAUCCCACUUUUCCCUCCCCUUUAUACGAACUUAUUUAAAUUGGAAUAUAUUUUAAAAAAUACAAACAAGGCGUUUAAGAUAAAGCAAGCGAUGAUAAAAUAUAAUAAGAAUGUGUUAUUCAGCAAAAUAAAUUGAAAUGUAUUUUAAUUUCAAUUCAAAUAAUAUUCAUUUUAAGCAAACUAAAAUAAGUACGCUGAUUCAUAAAACUCAGACGUUUAACUCUCUGAAAAAUAUAAAAUUCACGUGCGAUUGUUAUAAUAGUAAGUUGAAUCUUGCUUGAUUGUGCAUCAGUGCUAAAACAUAUUGUACACAACAAUGAUCAGGGAGGUAUCGAUAAAUUAAUCAGUGUUUUGAUAUUUGAUUACAAUGUCUUCUUGAACACCUCAAGUAACAUAGUUCGACGUGAAUAUCUAGUUAUGUGUAGUAAACAUUCUAAUUAUUGUUCUCAAUUCCUGGAAAUUUUUUUUGUAAAUAUUUAAUAAUGGAUUUGGAACUAGAACUUAUGACCAGAAACGAAUGCCAAACUUAUAAAGUUUUUAUUUUUUUUUCCUAAAUGUGGCUACAUCCAACUAUUGCCUAACAAAAGUACGGUACGAUUAGCUUGUUAUCCUUUCAUAACGAUAUGGCGUGGAAUAUGAUCAACUAGUAGCAAGUGACAUGUGCCUCAACUUACCAUAUCAUUGAUUUUAUUCAUUAAUGGACACAUGUAAAUAUUAUUUCUUCUACAGUAUAGUUCAUUAAUUAUUAUUUUUUGUAAAUUAGAUUAAUGUUAUCUUAGUAGGGAAUCUUUUUUUCCAGGAAAUCAGAACCAAAGGAUUUAGAUAAUGUCAGUUGUAGGAAGGAAGAGGGAUGGAGAGGACCGUGCAGUAUAUACAUAUCAAAUCAAUCAAUAAUUCAAUCAAUAAAAUAUAAAUAGAUUUAUGGCUCGUAGUACUUUUGAGAGUUUGCUCCUAUUUGUCAACCCCUUACUGUAGCCGGCAUUUAUAAAAUGUACAUCUGCCUGUUUCCUGUUCACUGGUAAAACAUGGGUCACAACUCCACCAGCCGGACACUCAUUUGUCAUCAACCUCUAAUAAAUAUCACACUUUUUAAUAUCAAGAAAUUUAAUUGUUUCGCAAUUAUUGGUUUAGACUUUUUUUAUGAUUUAUUAAGAAACGUAUCCACUAAUUGGAAACUUUAAUCUCAAUAAACACAAUUGGAAACGAAAAACAUAUCGAACUAAUAUGAUUGAUGAAAAAUGUCUAUCUGACAUUCACAUUAGGCUGGUUCAUGGACCUACCGCGGUCUGCAAGGCAUCACAUCAGGACCCACUUACGCAAACAACAUACUGAUAGUUAUAUCAUCUCAAGGAUCAGCAUGGAGCACCAACAGGAGAUUGUUGGCCCAACAAGAGGCUCAAAGAGUUCGCUCUUUGGGUUGGAACAUAACUGCCAUUGCUCUACAAGUAAGUUCUAGAAACAAAGACUGGUUAGAUGCUAAAGGUAGUCAAUAAUAUAAGAAAUAAGACAAUUAUUACUAUUAUUUAUUUACAAUAAUUUUUUGAAACUUGUAUUAUUUCAUUUUAAAAUCUAAAUAUAAUUAUUACACAUUGUAUCCUUUAUAACCCUCAUUCAUGGCGGCUAAAUUCUUGCAUGGUAGACAAGCACACGGAAGUGUAAUGUUUGGCUCAUAUUUUGAUUGAUAGAAUUGACGUCUGAUGACCAGGAAUGCAUCUGCGCCUUUAAAAAAAAGUCUAAAUACAUUUUGGUGUUUGACUUUGAAAUUUAUCCAUGUUUAAAUUUGUUAUUUGAAUUACACGUUUUAAUGUGUUUUUUAAUGUGCUGAGUAUGACUAUGUACUAUUUAAUAAAAACAUGUGUCCAGUAAUUUGCAUCAGAAAAUGUAUCCUAUAUUAUUUAAUUAUAUUUCUCAUCUCAUCAAGUAAAAAGUUAAUUAUAAAAAACAACAACUUUGUAGUAGAAAUAAUGUGAAAUGUUUUUCACAGUAAAGAAUAGACAAUUUCCAAAAAUGUAUAACAUUUCCGCAUUCAUGAUUUACUAAGAAUUUGUAAAAAUAUAUCUAUAUAUAUUUCAGGGGAAAAACCCAAUUUACUUUGAAGAGUUGACAGCUGUCAACAACAAUCAGCCUCCCAUUGUCAUCAACGACACAACGAACACAGAUGACCCUAAAAGUUACCGUCUGCUGCGGCCUGAGUUGGACACCAUCAUCAACAGUCUAUGUAACGUGUGCCCCUCAGCACCGCCACUCUGUUAAGCUUUAGUCCAUCUUUAAUAUUAGGUCUUCUGAAGAGGGACGCUCUAACAAAGUCAUUUAGG